AUGGAUUUGAACAGGCUGAUGACCUGCAAAGAGGUGUGCGCCGCCGCGCUCCAGGUGCCGCGCUUCCUGGAUGCGCUCUGCGAGGCCGCUGCGCGUUACGACGGGUGCGACAGCCUCACCCCCCUCCACCAGCUGCUCGACAGUGGCGGCCUGCGAGUCGCCGUGCGCGCCGCGCGCGAGCCCGGGCUGCUACACGCGGCCGCGCGGGUGGCGGGCGGCGGCGCGGGCCCCAAAGCCGGCGCGGCUUUGGGGUUUCUGGCGGCUUUACUGCAGGAGCUGGGCCGCGUGGGGGCUGGUCCGACGGGGCCCGCAGACGGCGAAGAUCCCCAGGUUGCGCGCGAAAACGUGGAAGCAGCGACCCCAGCCAUCGCAGACGCGGCGGCGCGCGGCGUCCUGCGGCUUGAGUCGCCGGAGUGUGUAAGGUCAUCCGUCGUCCUGCUGGAGGCCCUCUUGCGCGCCGACGGCACGCGGCCCGCCGCGGCGCUCGUGGCGCUUGCUGCGCCGCCCGUGGUGCCUUCGCUGCUGCGGCUGAUGAUGCAUCCGGACAGCUUGGAGCCGGCUGCGGGCUGCAUUGCAUUACUCAGCCGCCUCGAGCCGGGCCGCGCCGAGCUCAUGAAGACGCGUCCCGCCACCCUCACCACCCUUGCGGCCACGCUGCGACGCACGGCCGCCGCCGGCGACAGCACACCGCGCGCCGCGGCCUGUGUGGUGCGGGCGGUGGUCGAGCUUAUCCAGGGGGACAAGGCGGCCGCGGCGGCGUUCCUUGAUAUCGCCCUGCCGGGCAGCGUUUUGCCCGCGCUUGCACACCAUAUGUUAAACCCCGACGGCAGCAUGUGCCAUGGCGCUGCUGCGGUUGCCGCUGCCUUGGCGGAGGCCGCAGAGGCGGCCGGCCCGCAACGGCUCGCCGCCGUCGCCGCCGCGCCUGGCCUGCUGGCCGCGGUUGCGGCGGCCAUUGUGCGCGCGAUGAUGUCACCAGUGAGCGCCCCCUCCCAGGUGCGUUUCCACGCGCUUGACGAGAUGUUGACUAUGGACUGUGACGAGGCCAUCAUGCCGACAGUAGGCGACUUGGUUGAGUGCCUCGACCGCCUGACUGCUGCCGGCGCAGCAGCUGCAGAGUCGAUCGUUGGUGUUGAGGGCCUAGAGGCGGCACUGACGGCCGUGGCGGCAAAUCCUGCCGCGUGGGCGCGCAUGGAUGCUACCGCGGCGGCGGCGCGCGUGCUGCGGCGGCUGCGCGGCGCGGCGGCGGAGGCGGCGGCUGGGGAGGUGCGGGGCCAGGCGGUGCUGAGUGCGGUGUGCGCCACGUGCGGCAGGAUGCAGGCGGAGGAGGGCGUGAGGCUGCGCCUUUGCCGCGGGUGCGGGGCUGUCAGGUACUGCAGCGAGGCCUGCGCCAGGAAGGACUGGGUGGAGGGCAGCCACAAGCAGGCGUGCAAGCCGCUCAAGAAGAGUUAA
This is a messenger RNA of Monoraphidium neglectum, 1449 nucleotides long. RefSeq lists its product as hypothetical. Lineage: Eukaryota; Viridiplantae; Chlorophyta; Chlorophyceae; Sphaeropleales; Selenastraceae. The record is from RefSeq and is a predicted model, not a curated record. The transcript is spliced from 2 exons. Bases 1 to 1449 code for a protein of 482 amino acids.